Ostreococcus tauri is the source of this 356-nucleotide messenger RNA. Its product is annotated as unnamed product. Lineage: Eukaryota; Viridiplantae; Chlorophyta; Mamiellophyceae; Mamiellales; Bathycoccaceae. The record is from RefSeq and is a predicted model, not a curated record. The annotation marks the transcript as partial. The transcript is spliced from 2 exons.
UCCGCUCCGGCGACGUCCCGUUCGUCGUCGUCGCUCUCGGUUCCCUCUCCGCGCGCGCCGUCGACGCGCGUCGCGCUUCCGUCGUCGUCGUCGUCGUCGUCGUCGCGCCGUACGAUCGCCGAGCGGCGCGAACGAAAGAAUCAAUCGUCGUCAUCGUCGUCGUCGUCGUCGUCAUCGUCAUCGUCGUCAUCGUCGACGAACGCGCGAUCCGCCUCGAUCGCCCGUCGCAUAUGAGAGGCGCGGCGGGUGAUACGGCGUUGAGCAGGAAGAGGGGCUGGCACGAGAAGAUGAUCGAUGAGCACAAACGCAAGGCAAGCAAAGGCGAGCAAAUUAGCAUUAGGAACUACCUCUUAUAG